This is a messenger RNA of Bathycoccus prasinos, 174 nucleotides long. RefSeq lists its product with no specific name. The record is from RefSeq and is a predicted model, not a curated record. The transcript has a single exon. NCBI's taxonomy places the organism in Eukaryota, Viridiplantae, Chlorophyta, Mamiellophyceae, Mamiellales, Bathycoccaceae. Bases 1 to 174 code for a protein of 57 amino acids.
AUGGCGUUUAUCAGUUGCACCGGGACAAUCUCGUGGUUUUUCAUGCCCAUCUCCACCGCGACUAACGUUCGAAACGUGUCCUUCUCUAUGUACCGAAGGAUGUUCACGUCGAACUUCAUCGUAAAAGUAGUGUGUGUGAAAAGGGGUGGCGGCUCCUCUCGAGUAAAAGAUUGA